AUGGAGGGAGGCUAUGUGGCUCAAACCAAAUAUGUCCUGCAAAAUGUAGAGCAAGAUGAAAAGGUUAAGCUGCUUAAUGGACACAGUGAGAGGCUGGCCAUGUCAUAUGUUCUACUUGUUACAAAUGACACAACCCCAAUUUGCAUCAUGAAAAACCUUCGCGUCUGCAGCGAUUGCCAUACCUUCAUCAAGCUAGCUUCGGAACUCCUAGAACGAGAAAUUAUCGUGAGAGAUGCCAAAAGAUUUCACCACUUCAGGAAUGGGUUCCAUGUGAAGAAGCUAAGGGAUCUUGGAAGAGUUGACACUCCAUUCUUUUCUGGGAAAAGAAUGUCAUGUUCUUAA
Molecule: messenger RNA, 342 nt
Organism: Ipomoea triloba (trilobed morning glory)
Lineage: Eukaryota; Viridiplantae; Streptophyta; Magnoliopsida; Solanales; Convolvulaceae
Product: pentatricopeptide repeat-containing protein DWY1, chloroplastic-like
Exons: 3
Coding region: 1-342 (113 amino acids)
Molecular function (GO): zinc ion binding
Source: RefSeq, a predicted model, not a curated record